Messenger RNA from Chlorella variabilis, 390 nucleotides. RefSeq names its product expressed protein. The transcript has 2 exons. NCBI's taxonomy places the organism in Eukaryota, Viridiplantae, Chlorophyta, Trebouxiophyceae, Chlorellales, Chlorellaceae. The record is from RefSeq and is a predicted model, not a curated record. Gene Ontology annotation, biological process: lipid A biosynthetic process. The coding region runs from base 1 to 390 and encodes 129 amino acids.
AUGCCUUUGGUUCUGGGGCGCGCUCACACACUAGCAAAUUGCAUUUUUAUUGUUGUUGCCCUGGUUGCCGGCCUGUUGCAGCCCACCGCCUACCAGCAGACGCUGCGGCGGCCGUUCGCCCUGGGUGGCAUCGGUCUGCACACCGGCGAGUAUGCGCUCGUCCGCGUGCUGCCAGCAUUCGCGGGCGAUGGACGGUACUUUGUGCACGUUCCGCUGGGCACCAAUAGCCGCCACUGGGCGCUGGAGCAGCCGGAAGUUCAGGACCUGAAAGCCUGCAAGGCUGCAGAGGCCAGCGCCGGGGCCAAGCUCAUGAAAGACGGCGGUGAAGACGGCCUGCAUGCCAAGCUGUUUUUUGAGUUUCUGGAGGUAACUUUCCCAGGGGCGGCAUGA